Molecule: messenger RNA, 669 nt
Organism: Rhipicephalus microplus (southern cattle tick)
Lineage: Eukaryota; Metazoa; Arthropoda; Arachnida; Ixodida; Ixodidae
Source: RefSeq, a predicted model, not a curated record
AUGGACACCGAACGCUUUUUAGAGGAGAUCAGACUGUACCCCUUUUUAUACGACAAAACGAUGCCCGAUUAUAAAGAUAAGCAAGCAAAAAUGAACACAUGGGAUAUUAUAGGAUCUAUGUUUGGAUUGACAGGAACACAGGCCAUGAUGAAAUUUAAAAAUAUUAGGGACUGGUGGAUGAAGCUCGUGUCGGGAGUUGAGGCGAACACUCGGAGCGGUGCGCCAGGCAAUCAUGGAAAAAUUAAGUGGCCCCUGUUCGCAAUUAGUGAUGGCAUGCUGAGGCAGACACCUCACUAUGCGGAAAACUAUGCCAGUGCCAAUGAGGGUGAAGAAUCCUUCUGUUAUGCUUCUCCAGAGAUGUGCCUUGAAGAAGAAUGCCCUGAAGGGCCCACCGGGAAACCCACAGAUUUUGCACCAUCUCGGAAGAGAAAAACACGCAGUGAGGACGUGGAUGCGAGCAUUAAAGACCUUCUUGGCAGCUGCUCCACCUCAAUUCAAGCGAUUGCAAAGAAAAAAGAAGCACUGCAACCCGACGAGUGCGACAUAGCUGGAAGCCUUGUAGCUGUCAAGCUCAAGGCAUUACCAAAGAGAAAGCGCUCACAGGUGCUUUUUGAGAUCCACAAGCUUCUACAUGAAGCCGAAAUGGAAUGUCUGGAGGAUUCGGAUUGA